Molecule: messenger RNA, 2029 nt
Organism: Sorghum bicolor (sorghum)
Lineage: Eukaryota; Viridiplantae; Streptophyta; Magnoliopsida; Poales; Poaceae
Product: TITAN-like protein
Exons: 7
Coding region: 334-1626 (430 amino acids)
Source: RefSeq, a predicted model, not a curated record
CCUGUCCGACCCCGGAGGCCAAAUGUUCCGUACGCGUCGAGAAAGCAGCGCCACAUAGGAAGGAGUACCCUUUGGACCACAGGGCUUAUCGUGGCCCUUCGUUCGGCAUCAAGAUUCGUGCUGCUGUUCCUCCCCAACCUCUCCGUGUUCUCCGUCCCCGGCGCGGGGAAAUUGCGCAAACCACCUCCACCGGCUCCGUGCUCUCCGUCCCCGGCACCGGCAGCCGCCCCUCGUCGCCGCACCCCGGCGUCCUCCGUCCCCGGCCGGCGUCCGCCGGUUCCCACCACCGCCCUCAGUUGCUCGCCACCGCCGCCGAACGCGGGAGCCGCCGAGAUGCCGGCGAAGCCGCCACCCGCUGCCGAGUUCGAGUACUGCGAGCUGUGCCGCCAUCACCACGACCAUGGCCGGCGCCAUCGCUACGUCACCAAGCACCGGAGAAAUCUCGACGCUGCGCUCUCCUCCUUCCGCUCCAAGCUCUCCGACCUCCGCCGCGCCUUCCUCCAUGGCUCCCCCUCUUCCCAGCCGCCGCGGGUCCGUCUCUGGUGCCCCUUCUGCUCCACCGACCUCGUCGACCUCGACAGCCGCUCCGCUGGUAAAAAUGGCAUUUACCAUCUGGCAAGCAGUGAGCACCUGAAGGGUGUGAAGGAUUUCCUGCGGAAGCAUGGGGGAGGUAUGGAUCAGGUGGACUCGCUUAGGAUUUCAGAUGACGUGCUUGCCAAGUGGGAGAAAGGCUCGGAUUCCUUGAGCACAGGAACAAAAAAGGGGACUGAAGGGCUGAUUGGACCAUCUCUGAAGCAGAUAAAAGAUAUCCAAAAUGAAUAUACCUGUGACAGUUUGGAUAGUUUUUCACAAAACAAUAUCCCAUCUUUUAGUAAUACUGCAUCAUAUGUUGUUAUGCCUUUACAAAGUCCUACCAAUGGGGCAUAUGACCCUAUUAGUACAGCGUGUCAUGGAGCUUCCAGUUCUGGAAGUGCUCCUUAUUCUGCUCCAUAUGGAACUGUUGGACUGCCCAUCACACCUUGGGGAUCGGUCGAAACACAUAAGCAGCAGGGUGCGCUGUCUACAAACUUGUUCCACAGCAGUCAUCCUCAAACAAAAGGUCAUCAAUCUACUGUCCUUGUAAAUGACGCAAGGCCAUCGAUUUCUUGUUCUAAUCAUGUUCAACAAAGUCACACUGGAGGAAAUUUGAGCAAUGGCUCAAAAGCAAAUGUACAUACGGGUGCUCCUCCUCCUUGGUUAAAAGCUAAUGAACAUGAUCCAAAGAAUUUGCCACUCAGAAGCUGUGCUCUUCCUUCUCGGAAAGGAAAAUUGAGGAAACUCAAUCCAAAGAGGGUUGGUGCUGCAUGGGCAGAAAGAAGAAGAGCUGAGAUGGAAUUGGAGAAACAAGGUGAAAUUGAUCCAGCAACAUCUGAUUCUAGUUGGCUACCUAAUUUUGGUAGUGUCUGGCAAUCUGGCACAAGGAAGGAAUCAAAGAAAGACUUUGAGAAAAGCUACAAGCUUCACGACAUGGAGAGCAACCAUGACUUAUCCUUGGAGAUAAAACCAUAUAUCAGCAAACGGAUGCGUGUAGGUGUAGGUGCCGAUAAAGCUUCUGACAAAGCUGAACAGCUUGGUAGUCAACAGUAAACAGAUGUUCAACCCCUUGCCAGAUAGAUGUUUAUGGUAUCAUUGGUAUGAAUCUUUUUACACUCGCCCACUCGGUAAAUGAAAGGUUUAGCGCCCAGAGAUCUACGUUUGCCAGUAGCAGGCGAACUCUGCUGUCUUUGCUUUCCAUCAAUACAGCGGCUACAGCAACUUCUGAUCAGACAAUUCAAUGCCCUCAACGAUGAAUACGGAGUAUGAUAUUUGGGGUGACGGGGACACUAGUACCACAACUAGCUUGCAGGACUCCUGGAAUGAUUGCGCCCCUCCUGGAUGAAACGCAAUGCAGGGCAGCUGUUCCUAACUGCUCACUGUUUGGCGCCUGCAGAUGGAUGUCGCGUCGCGUAGGCGAGACUGCUGAAGAGCCACCAGGGCGCUUUUUUUUUUA